GAAAAUAAGGUAAAAAUAUUGAAUUAUGGAAGAAAAUUCCGAAGAAAGAGCUAAACGACUUGCUCAAUUAUCAGAAAAGCUUGCAGUGGCAAGGCUUGAACAUGAAGUUAAAUCAUUAGAAACGGAAGUUUUAAAUAUUUUAAAGUCUUCUUUAUCUAAAAAAGCUUUUAUUUUAUGUGUUUUUGAUGCAUCUGCAUUAAUUGAUUCAUUAAAAAUCAUUAAAAGUUGGAUUGGGACAAAAUCAGUGAAAAUAGUUAUCCCUUUUUCUGCAUUAGAAGAAUUAGAUAGAUUAAAGAAAGGCACAGAUAUCAUUAAUGUUAAUGCUAGAAGUGUGAUACGUUUUUUGGAACGAUUUUCGAAUAAUACACCUGAUGAAUGGACAAUAAGAAUGCAAAAACCAUCAGAAACUGUUGAUUGGUUAGAAUGUGUACCUUUAUUUUCACUAAAUUCAGAAUCGGAGGGUAUUUUGUUAAAACAUAUCAUGAAACAAAAAGGUUCAUGCUUAAUUGAAUCUAAAUAUACACAGACAAUUACUGCGCAUAAAACGCCGAGGGGUCUUCGUUCUUUAAUAUGUUUUAUGGUUUAUCUACAAAAGAAUGUUGGUGCAGAAUUUUCAUCUUGUCAAUUAAUUACACACAACCCAAUUACUAUAGCAUGGGCAAAAUUAUUUUCUAUUAAGACAUUUACUGUAGCACAAUUAACUUCAGAUAUUGCUUUAAAUAUGAAGGAACAUAUUGAUUCUAAGAAAAAAUAUAAUUCUUUAAAAAAACGAUUUAAAUCAAAUUCAGCUAAAUUGUCUCUUUUAUAUCCAGAGAAAAAAUAA
Molecule: messenger RNA, 823 nt
Organism: Pneumocystis murina B123
Lineage: Eukaryota; Fungi; Ascomycota; Pneumocystomycetes; Pneumocystales; Pneumocystaceae
Exons: 3
Coding region: 26-823 (265 amino acids)
Source: RefSeq, a predicted model, not a curated record